Hermetia illucens (black soldier fly) is the source of this 2415-nucleotide messenger RNA. RefSeq names its product heat shock protein 75 kDa, mitochondrial (gene Trap1). The transcript has 9 exons. Gene Ontology annotation, biological process: protein folding. The coding region runs from base 62 to 2161 and encodes 699 amino acids. Lineage: Eukaryota; Metazoa; Arthropoda; Insecta; Diptera; Stratiomyidae. Gene Ontology annotation, molecular function: ATP hydrolysis activity; ATP-dependent protein folding chaperone; ATP binding. Gene Ontology annotation, cellular component: mitochondrial inner membrane. The record is from RefSeq and is a predicted model, not a curated record.
AUAAGAAUUGGGCUCACGUUGGUGGGAUUGCGUGAAUUGCUCGUAGGAAUAAAACUCAAUAAUGUCUGCAGUCAGUAGAAUUUUCCAAAUUAUUAACAAAACGCCGUGUCUUCGAAUCGGUGCUCUUCGUUAUAGUACUAAUGUCCGUCGAUUUUAUCUAACCAGUCAAGCAGCCAGAUAUACUCCAGCUGCUUCUUUAGUAAGAAAUUACAGCAGUGCAAAGCCUGAGGAGGAAGUUCACUCAAUAAUUCGGGAUUCAGAAAAACCUGUUGGAUCCGCUGACAAAUAUGAAUUCCAAGCGGAGACGAGAAUGCUCCUGGACAUUGUUGCACGAUCUUUGUAUUCCGAAAAUGAAGUUUUCGUGCGUGAGCUGAUUUCGAACGCAAGCGAUGCUUUGGAAAAGUUCCGGUACUCAAUUCACACAGCUGGGGAAAACGAAAAAGACUUUGAAAAUGCAGAUAGGCCCUUGGAAAUCCAUAUAGGCACCGAUAAACAGGGAAUGAUACUAACCAUUCAGGACACAGGUAUUGGUAUGACCAAAGAAGAGUUAAUCAGCAACUUAGGCACAAUAGCCCGAUCUGGAUCGAAAAAAUUUCUUGAAGAAAUCAAAGAAAAAGGAGCAACUGCAGAAAAUUCUUCGAACAUUAUUGGGCAAUUUGGAGUCGGCUUUUAUUCAGCUUUUAUGGUCGCAAAUAAACUUGAAGUAUUUACGCGUUCAUCAAAAAAAGGCUCUCCUGGAUUAAGAUGGGUUAGUGAUGGGUCGGGAAACUUUGAGAUCCAGGAGGCAGAUGGAGUAGCUCUUGGAACAAAAAUCGUUAUCCACCUUAAGCCAGAGUGCCGUGAAUAUGCUGAUGAAGAUAGGAUUCGAAGUGUGAUAAAAAAAUAUAGCAACUUUGUCGGUAGCCCUAUAUUUUUGAAUGGGAAUCGAGCGAAUGAGAUUCAACCCAUUUGGCUUAUGGAACCCAAAGGUGUCACAUCUGAUCAACACAACGAAUUCUACAGAUUUAUCGGAAACACAUUUGACACACCACGGUUCACUUUACAUUACAAAACUGACGUACCGUUAAGUAUAAGAGCCUUACUUUAUUUCCCUGAAGGAAAACCGGGAUUGUUUGAACUCUCUAGAGACACAGAUAUCGGGGUUGCACUGUAUACAAGAAAAAUUCUGAUACAAUCCAAAACCGAAAAUUUGCUACCAAAAUGGUUGCGUUUCAUCAAAGGUGUGGUUGAUUCCGAGGACAUACCAUUGAAUUUGAGCAGGGAAUUGCUUCAAAAUAGUGCCCUUAUUGCUAAACUAAGAAACGUUCUCACCAAUCGCGUCCUUCGUUUCCUCCAAGAACGUGCCACGAAAGAAUCCGGAGAAUUUGAGAAAUUUUACAAAGAUUACGGAAUCUUUCUUAAAGAAGGUAUAAUCACUAGUCAUGAGCACCGGGAAAAGGAAGAGAUCGCCAAAUUAUUGCUUUUCGACUCAUCCAGCUGCACUGGAAAUCAGAAAAUAUCAUUACCAGAAUAUUGCAAUAAAGUUGGCGAGAGCCAAAAAGAAAUCUACUACUUGGCAGCACCAAAUCGGACAUUAGCCGAAUCGUCACCAUACUACGAGGCGUUGAAAAAGAAAAAUGCUGAGGUGCUCUUCUGCUAUGAAAACUACGAUGAGUUGGUAUUGAUGCAGUUGGGUAUGUUUUUGGGAAAGAAUUUAAUUUCGGUGGAAAAGGAAAUGCGACGUGAUACUAACGACAGUGAUGCCAACGAUCUGGGCCCAGACAGUUUACUUAAAAGCCAGGUGGAUGAAAUUAUUCCGUGGAUGAAAGAAAAAUUAUCAGGAAAAGUAGCAAAUGUUAAGGUAACGACAAGAUUGGAUUCUCAUCCCUGUGUGAUAACCGUAGAAGAAAUGGCUGCUGCUCGUCAUUUUAUUCGAACGCAAAGUCAUCAAAUACCAGAGGAAAAUCGCUUUGCCUUGCUUCAACCGCAACUGGAAAUAAAUCCUAAACACCCAAUUAUCAAAAAACUUUACAAGCUGAAAACGAACAAUCCUGAACUAGGAGAUUUGCUUAUUAAACAACUUUUCUCGAAUGCAAUGGUUGGCGCUGGAUUAGCAGAUGACCCCAGAACACUAUUGACAACAAUGAAUGAUUUGUUGGUUAAAGCACUAGAGAAACAUUAAAUUUAGAAUAAGGAUUUCAAUGAAUGUUGAAUAUUUUGAAUGUACAAAAUAUUUAGUUGUGCGUACACUUUCGAGAAUGUGAUAGAAUAAGAAAUGGAAAAUUCAAGUAAUCUGAAAGCAUUUUGAAAUUUUAAAGAAGGGGAGCUGUUAGUAGGUAACAUAACUUCUUGAAGGAGGGUGACAUCAGCAGAGAAUUAAAAUUAGAGAUUACAAUUACAAAAGUUGGAGAAAUAUAAAAAAUCUCUCGCCAGGGC